Rhodofomes roseus is the source of this 3376-nucleotide messenger RNA. RefSeq names its product LuxS/MPP-like metallohydrolase. The transcript has 16 exons. Gene Ontology annotation, cellular component: mitochondrion; cytosol. The record is from RefSeq and is a predicted model, not a curated record. Bases 241 to 3285 code for a protein of 1014 amino acids. NCBI's taxonomy places the organism in Eukaryota, Fungi, Basidiomycota, Agaricomycetes, Polyporales, Fomitopsidaceae. Gene Ontology annotation, biological process: peptide catabolic process. Gene Ontology annotation, molecular function: metalloendopeptidase activity; metal ion binding.
CGAGGCUCCGUCAUCUAAGCUACCGUGCUGCUAUAGAAGUAGUUGUUGCUCUUGACUCGGCUUGAGCCUCGCGCACUUUCUUGUUCCUCAGAGCGGCCGUCAUACAACAGCGCCGUCUUGCCGACAACAGCGACAAAAGUACUACAACUCACGACUCCUGCUGCGUGGUUGGCUACCACCAGACGAUCGCAUCCGACGACGAGAACCUGCAGACGUUGUCUUCAUUUCGGUCGUGUCAACAUGGCCAGUUGGACACGCUUAUCCUCCGAGGACGGCAGACAUGCAUAUGCGGUACUACAGGAGCCAAUCCAGAAACCAGACCUAGAUGAUAGGGACUACAGAGUGCUCGACCUGGACAAUGGCCUUCGUGCGGUGCUGGUUCACGACGCGAGUGCAGAGAAGGCGGCCGCAUGUUUGACAGUACAAGUGGGAGCCAUGCAGGAUCCGGAUGACGUGCCGGGACUGGCUCACUUCUGCGAACACAUGCUCCUGAAGGGAACCGAACCUUACCCAGAGGAGAAUGACUUCUUCGCGUACAUAACGUCACACGGCGGUACCAAAAACGCGUCCACUUCAGCGAAUCAGACCAACUACUGGUUCUCCAUCGGCUCCUCCCAUCUCUCGGGAGCCCUCCCCCGUCUAGCCGCAUUCUUUCAUUCACCUCUAUUCACCGAGUCCCUGACAAAGCGGGAGAUCUACGCAGUCGAUAACGAGCACAGGCGGAACAUACAGAAUGACGGCCGGAGGGUGUACAUGGUCGACAAGAUGCUCGGCACGCCGGGGCAUCCUUAUACUAGAUUUCAGACUGGGAGCGUCGAGAGCAUUACGGAGGCGGCGAGGAAGGAGCUCGGGGUGGAAGGUGUACGGGAAACGCGUGAUGAGGGUGAUGUGGAUGAUGAGCAGCCUGUGUGGAAAAAGACACGCGAUCGGCUGGUCGAGUGGUGGAAGGUGCAUUACUGUGCGGGACGGAUGACUCUGGCGAUCCUCGGAAAAGAGUCCUUGGAUGAACUCACAACGUCUGUCGUAUCCCUCUUCUCUCCCAUCAAGAACCUCGGGCUGGAUCCACGCCCGGUGAUCACAACGCCCCUCUGGGGGCCGUCCGAGAUGAGUUCGAUCGUCUACAUCAAGACGGUGAAGGACACAACCGCGCUCACGCUGAAGUUCAUGCUUCCGGACCAACAAGCACAUUUUCGCAGCAAGCCUGCGCGCGUGCUCGCUCACCUGGUGGGACACGAGGGACCCGGGAGUGUCUGCGCCUAUUUGCGACGGAAGGGUUGGGUCGAUUACCGCGCGGUGAGCUCAGGAGUGAGCUCGGAGAAUCCGAGCGUGCAGUAUCUGCGAGUGAGGUGCCACCUAACCAGAGAAGGAUACGCACACUACAGGGAAGUCCUAGAAGCGUUCUAUGACUACUUCACGCUCCUCCGCUCGUCCACUCUCGAGCCGUACCACUUCGACGAGCUCAGGCGGAUGUCCGCGAUCAACUUCCGCUUCCAGGAGAAGACGCAGCCGCAUACCUAUGUCGGCUGGCUGGCACGCGAACUCGCAAGUCCGUACCCGCCAUCGCAGGUCCUCAGUGCGUCGUCGCUCUUCCUGGACUGGGAUGAGGCGGCUGUGCGGGAGCUGCUCGAGACGUACGUGCUACCGGAGAAGGGCAGGGUCGUGUUGGAGGCAUUGGAGCACUCUGAAAUUGGACAGGAUGAGUGGCAGAAGGAGAGAUGGUACGGAGCGGAGUAUUGCGUGCGGAAGCUAGAUGAGAACUUGCUGAGGAAGCCCCGCAGUCCCGGUGACAACAAGGAAUUGUAUCUACCUGGCCCCAACCUGUUCAUUCCGAACGACCUCUCUGUUGAGAAGCUGGAUACACCAACACCGGCGCCAGCCCCUGCAUGUAUACAUCACACCGCCUUGUCCACACUGUGGUUCAAGAAAGACGAUCGGUUCUGGGUGCCCAGGGCGUCAGCAAAGAUCGACAUACGAAGUCCACUGGCGUAUGGCACGCCUCGUCAAGCGGUUCUCACGAGGAUGAUAGCCGAUCUAGUCGAGGAUGCUCUUUCAGAGGUGGCGUACGAUGCCUACCUCGCGGGAUUCAACUACGACAUCACGAACCACAAGAAGGGCAUCCGAGUAUCUGUCAGCGGAUACAGUGACAAGCUCGACGUCGUUGCUGGCACCGUCAUACGAUACCUCAAGGACUUACAGGUGGACCCGAAGAGAUUGGAGAUUGCCAAGGAGCAGGUCACUCGUCUAUAUGAGAACCAUCGUCUCGGGCAGCCGAGCAAUCUGUCCGACGAGUAUGCGGAGUGGGCGAUCACACAGACGGUAUGGACACCAGCGGACAAGCUGCCUGAAAUACCCUUUGUCAUCUCCGAGGAUGUUCGAAGACACCAUCAAGAGAUCCUCAGCAAAGUGCACGUGGAAGCGCUUGUGACGGGGAACCUUCGCGCCGAGCAAGCCAUCGCACUUGUACAUGCUACAGAGGACAGCUUACAAUCUCGGCCGUGCCUUCCUAACGAGAGGACCGAGGAUCGUGCACUCGUCAUUUCUCCUGGAGCAAACAUCGUUCUCCGAAAGCAACAUGUGAAUGUUCAAGAACUCAAUAGCAGCCUGUCGUACUACUGCCAGUUCGGCGAAGUAUCCGACGAGUCACUUCGCCCCGCUCUAGCCCUCCUCGCACAUAUUAUCCGCUCACCGGCUUUCGACCAACUGAGGACCCGGGAGCAACUAGGUUAUGUCGUCUCCAGUUCUAUGUGGGACGUCGUUACCUCGAUGGGUCUCAGCUUCAAGAUCCAGAGCACCCGAGCCCCGUGGUACCUGGAAGAGCGGGUGGAAGUGUUCCUGGAGCAGUUCCGAGACACCCUAGCAGGAAUGUCUCAAGAGGACUUCGAGACCGAGAAGGAGGGCCUGAUUGUAAAGUUGCUCGAGCGACCCAAGAACUUGUAUGAGGAAACACUCUCAUUCUGGGCACAGAUUCGCCAAGGAUGCUAUGAUUUCCUGCGAAGGCAAAAGGAUGCAUCCACGAUCAAGGUUAUGUCCUUGGAAGAGGUCGUCAAGACGUACGAGAUCUUCGUCUGCCCUUCGACCGGACACACGACGCGCAAGAAACUAUCAGUGCAGCUAGUCUCGCAGCAGAUAAACGAGGCUGUACCGUCUCAUGAGAAUGUAUCGAUCCUCACCGACGAGAGUCUGACGGCAUACAAGUCGAGCUUGGCAUGCUAUGGCGCAGCAAUCCCUGUGGAUUCCGAGAUCAGCCGAUGGAGGACACCCGUCGAAAGGAGAGCAAACCUGUGAGGAUGACAUGGCAGGGACAUACCACUUCUUCUUGUACCAAUAGCAGUGACGGCGACCGCGUUGUACUGAUAUCGUCCUUGGGACAACACAU